GUUAUGGGAGGCCCAAAACUCGCUCUAAUUGAUGUCUGACGUGGUAACUUGUGUUUCAAAGAUAUUGUAAGAUUCUGAUCAGUCAUGCACACACACACACACACACACACACACACAGGGCUAAAGUGGUAUCCUUCAGACACAUUAGACAGAGGGAGGGUGGGGCACCAGUAAAGAUUUCUUAAUGGGCUCUGCUUUCCUCUCGUCCAUCUGCCCUGAUGAUAAACACACAGCAACUCCACAUUAGCCUGAUGCGCAACAAAGCCUCCACUGUUUUCUUUUUCUUUAUUUUCCAAAAAAAAGCCAUCCAUUCUGACACUUUCCAAAAGGUGCUGAGACAAACAGAGCAAGGACUAACGCAUGGACAAUAUCAUCAUCUUCAUCAUCAUCAGUUUUUUUAUCAGUGUGGAUGGGAAUGAUGGGAGCGCAUGAGUGAGAUUCUGUGACCUUUUCCUUGUCAUAACAGGAUUUCUGUAAGCGUGGAGGAAAUCUUUUGGAUGUCUGGUCAGUGUCAGAGCGCAUGGGGCGCACACUCUAUGGGACUGUUGGUGAAUGAGUGACUCUAUCCAGCCAUCACAGCCUGCAUAGAAACCUCAAAAACACUUACAGUCCCAGAGGAGGAUGCCUUCCCUGCACCACGGAGCUAUCUUCAUCGGCGCCUUCCUCAUUGUGACCGGUGGAUCCACAGCCUUCCUGGCCUCAUCCCAGAGCCGCCUGCAGGCUUUCUCCCUAUGCUGUGUGGUGCUCGGGGUGGUCAUGCUCAUCCUGGGACUAUUCUGGGCAAUGAACAGCAAAAGUGCAGUAAACUACAACCAGCAGGAGUUCGACCCAGAUUGCCCACAUUAUCCAUAUGACUACCCCAACUUUGGCAGCCAUGCCAUUUUUACGCCCCCUGGGAGCCGCUUCCCCGAGUCCCAGUCAGUGUUUCUGCCCAGGACAAUGGAACGCCACAGGUAUGGCGCUCGGGGUGAGGAAUUCGACUACCCUCCCAUGGACUCUGGUGGUUUCAGUCCGACACCUCACCCUCCACCUUGGCUGGGACCCCCGCCUCCCUAUGAGGUCGCCAUCAAGACCACAUGCAGCACAACACAACUGCGGCGCGCGUACUCGGACACGCACCUGGCGUCAGAGCCCCUGUUUGGACAGUCAAGAGAAAUCAGCUUUGAGGUGUGAUGCUGGAUGACGUGGACCUCUCGGUUCACCAGACCAAAACAUAAGUAAACAUGAACUCAGACUCUACAGAAGAGUUCUUUAGACAACAACAAACUUUAUCAAACUCAGCAUGCCUCUUUCUUGGGUCGUCGCAUGAUUUCUGUAACAACAAUGCAACUCUUUGCAAAUACAUAUGGGAAAAAUAAAGAUGGAUCACAUCACAAAUGUUGUUUGUAUGAAGUGACCACUAUGAACCACUACAUGUCAUGGGAACCAGUAUAAAGGGACUCUUGUUGAGAUCCAGCUGAAAACCAAGACAGGAAGUUUAGGGAAUAGUUUGCCUCCAUGGGAAAAAGCCUUUUUUUUCUUACACUUUCUCUGCCUGGAGAUAUUUAGCUUAGUUUUCACAGUAAUGGCUGAAAACAGGGGAAGAAGCCACUGUCUGAUGAAGACAACGUUUACAUCAACACCUCUAAAGCUCAAUAAAUAAUACAUUUAAAGUCAAUGUGAAAACAAAUGAUGGUUUUAUUGGUGUUACUUGCUUUUGGCCUGUUGUAGACUGCAAGCCUUAAAGGAAUAGUUCACGUGUUUUUAAGUGUGGUUGUAUGAGGUAUUGACAGUAGAGGAACAUGAGACAUUUACAAACUUACAUUUCCAGCUAGAAAAGGCUGAUUAGCAGUAAGAUAAAACUGUUAAGUAAGUUUUGUUAGUGGCCAAAAUCAGUGCUUGAAGUGGGCAGGUACUGCUCGAUACACAGUUAUAUCACUUCUUGAUUUACAAUUUUGAGUUUAAAUUUGUACCGGCAUAUAAUGAGAAGUUUAUGUUAUCUUAACAAUUUAUUAUUGUGGCCCAUAAUAAUAAUAAUUUCCAAAGGUGCACUGUAAGUCUACUGUUUGAUUCUAGUGUCUGGAGUUCCUAGAGUUUUUUUUUAUUAUUAUUCUUGUUAACAACAACAAUAUCUACAAGAAGAGAUAAUAAUAAUAAUUACAAAAAUAACUAUUAUUGUAUUAUUAUUAUGCGCUGGUGCAACAAUGAAGAUCCUCACAACGACAGAUUAAUUUAGAAUAUAAUAGUAGACCAUAAAUGACAUAAUGCAUACAACGAAAGACAAGAACAUAAAAGAAACAAAUGAUAUAAAUGUCACCCAGAUUUUACAUAAUUAUCAUACUGUAUAUGCGAAAUACCUGUUAACCCUCACUCUCUUCCAUGUUGUGCACAUUUUUAUUUUGACAUGUUUUGGAUGAAUCUAAUGAAAACUUGUCAUGGCUGUCGGGGGUCAAAUUUUGAGUAUUAUGUUUAUUUGCCAAUAAAUAUGAGUCCUAAUUGCAGAUA
Messenger RNA from Solea solea (common sole), 2484 nucleotides. RefSeq lists its product as uncharacterized. The record is from RefSeq and is a predicted model, not a curated record. The transcript has 2 exons. NCBI's taxonomy places the organism in Eukaryota, Metazoa, Chordata, Actinopteri, Pleuronectiformes, Soleidae. The coding region runs from base 622 to 1173 and encodes 183 amino acids.